AUGGCAGCUAGAGGCCCCCUGUCUAACGAUGAUUACACUAUUGGAUGGGUCUGCGGGCGAGAAACAGAGAUGGAAGCUGCGAAGCUCUUGUUAGACGAAGUCCACGAGAAAUCUCACUUGGGACUGACUGACUUCAAUGCCUAUGUUGUUGGAAAGAUGGGCGAGCACAAUAUUGUCAUUACACGUUUGACGCCUUGCCAGCCUGGCCGCAGAAACAGCCUGAGAUUACUCUCCAAAUUUCGGUCUAUUCGGGUGGUUCUGAUGGUUGGGAUUGGAGGAGGGAUACCAAAGAGAGGUGCCCCGGAUAUCCGUCUGGGUGAUGUUGUGGUCGGCAAGCCGACAAGAACGCAUGGAGGAGUGGUACAAUUCGAUUAUGGUAGAGCGAUAUUUAAUGGCGCCAUUCAAAAAACAGGCGAACUUAAUCCUCCUGAAGAUUUCUUUCAUUCUCUUGACAUACUGCAAAAGAAUCCUGUUAUGGCCAACAGAAAGUUCCUUCGCUAUCUCAAUGAGAUUGAGAACAAAUUCUAUUGCCGUCCGCCUCAGGAUGAUUACUUAUUUCUUGCCAACUACAAUCACGUCGGAUCGAAGGAUUGCCAGCACUGUGAUAAGACCAAAAUUGUACCCAGGACUUCUCGAGGUCAUGAUAAGCCUGUGGUGCAUUACGGGCCGAUUGCAUCUGGAGACGUAAGGGUACGAAACAGUCAACUACGGGAUCAAAUAGGCGAUCAACUAGGGGCAUAUUGUUGGGAUACGGAAGCUGUUGGACAAAUCGAUGAUCGGAAAUUUCUUUUUAUUCGGGGUAUCAGCAACUAUGCCGACUCCCAUCAAAAUCACGAAUGGGUGGGCUAUGCUGUAGCAUCAGCUGCGGUAUAUGCCAAAGUGAUCCUUUCAGUGACUCCCAUUAUCAAUCCGAUUAUCAACAUCAAUGGAAAUAGUGCAUUAAACCCUUAUCACAUGCACUUUCCUGGCCUCGGUCAGCAAAACGAAGUUCCCUAUUUUGGGCCACAGUACGACGAUCUGCAAAAAGGCAAAAACACCAGAUAUGGCAGUCCAAUGCCUUAUGACGCCUUGGGCACAACCUAUAGGCCGAAUGAGCUCCUAUCUUCUUUUAAUGAUGGGCAAUCCAAUCAUAGCAGUCGCAGCAACUCCAGACUUGACAUUCCAUAUGAGAAGAACCUGAUCGAACAUGACCACGCUGCGGUGAAUCUGGCAGGCCAACGACGCAGUCUCUCACACACUCCUCCCCAGCAACAAGAUAGCAGUAAUGUCAGUGUCAAAGUUGAUCGACGAUAUAAAUCGCUGUUAUCCAGAGUGUCAAGACAUGGCAUCGAUCAUUUGUCUACGCUUAGGCAGAUCUGUGAAUCUGGACAACAGAUUAUUGACGGUGGAGCAUCCAACGAGGCCGAGAUCAUGUAUCAGCAGUUGCUCACCAGGCACGAAGAUAUGAGACCCAAUAAAUACCCUUGGAUCCGCGAGCUUCAGAUCGUUGGGUAUAGUCUCCAUGAGGUUUUCAAUUUGCUGUUGGAAAAGUCCCGGGAUGCUCCUUGGGUAUUCUUUGAGCCUACCACAUUUCCUCGUUUGAGACUUCACUACGAACACAGUUCUCGCUGUUGCUCCCAUCAAGCCCACGUAGCUCUCUUGGGGCCGAUUUUUUUGAUGCAUAAUAACAUGCAAAUUAAUAUGGGGACAAACUCUCCAUCAAGGCCUAUUGAUGACGAAGGUAUAGUUGAGAAUAUUGCAGAGCUCUGUGGUCUGGCGGGAAUAAGCCCCAAAACACGGGAUUUUGCCAACUGGGUUGGAUCAGUCAAAUUCAGCGAGCAGAAUCAGGUUGCAGCCGCGUCAUAUUAUUUUCCCGAUUUUGAAUUUUCAAAUCAAGAUAGUAUGCAUAUGCAUCUCAUUGUUGAAGCACUCAGAGACGUCUGCAAUGCUGCCUGUCUGUUACAAAAAAGUGACUUGUGUUGCGCAUCCUUUACAUUUCUCAGCUUCGCAAGACACGAUUUGGAUAGCUCAGCUUCUGCUGCAGUACAAGUCAGUUCUGUUGAUUUUGAACUGAUGAAUUCUCUUUCUGAGGCACUGGAAACGCUAGGGGAAGGACUGCAGGGGUCAGUUCUUGCCAUGAUUCUUGAAACAUCAAACGCCAUUCUGCAACUCAUAAUUCCGGAGCUCAUGGAGACCCUGGAAGAUCUAAAGAACCUCUCUUUUUCAGAAUAUUCUCAGGAGUGCCUUCACCGUUGUGCACUAGCGAUCCAAUUCCUUUGUGUCGGUAUAUUGUCAUAUACCCAGGCUCAUAUAGGCCCGCUUCAGCCAUUUUUCUUGGACACGCCAAUACGGAAGGUUAUCUUAAAUGGUAUCAAGGACGAGCCAGGGUCCUUGGGCUUAAUAGCAGAGAUGACACCUUUGACUUGCUUUGGGAAUUUUACAAGAGGGCCUGUGUUGGCUUUUCGCUCUCUGUGUGACUUUGAGUCCACAAAUGAUCAAACUAGAGCGGGAUCGAAGUUUGAAAGCCUCAUCCUUAGGCAUGACAUCCUUGGCCGCAUUGUCGACAUAAUCGACACUUGGGGACCGGCAAACUUUGUCUAUGAAAGAAGCCCAACAGACCCAAUAUGCCCGAAAGUGGCUAUCAAGAUCGGAGAUGGCUUCAUCUUUGCAAGUGGACAUGAACGGACAUACCACUGGGCGACAAAACUUGACUCGACAACCCUACAACCUCUCGACUUUGAGUCUACUAUUCGAAUCGGAGCCCUGGCCGUAAUCAACACAGAGUGCAACCGUAUCGAAGCAGACUGUCGAGCGACAGUCAGAAGCGGUUUGGAAUAUGUGGGAACUAGCCGCUCCUCGUGGCAAAAAUCCCAACGGCAGUUCUCUCUGCAAGGAGGCCAGUACUUGGUCGGGCAGGCUACCGAGACCUGGAACAGACAAAGAGGGAUAUCGGUCAAAGAGGUUGCUCUCGCAAGCACAGAUGAUGAUCUCCUUCAGUAUAUGAAUGAAUACUGGGGUCUUCAGGUCAGCUAUUGCACUGGUGUGGCUAGAAAAGUUCCGCUGCGUAUCCUGGUAGCCGAUCUGUUGAAGCACUUUGGGGACGAGCCUCUCAACCUGGAUGGGGAACUACGAGAUGAAUCAUUUGACCAUAAUAAAUUCAGAAGCCGCUUGGGUUGCUUGAACAAGAAUCUAAAGAGGCGAGUCUACGAAUCAAUACGAAAGAUUCUGACAUGCCUUCUGCCCACGGGUCUGGAUCCUUUAACGGGCAAGACCUUUUGCGUUGCUUGGCCGUACAUGGGAGACACAUCUCGCUGUCUAAAGGUUCCUCUUGAAGGCCAAAGUUCCUGGGCUAGAAUCCUUGCUGACUCGCAUGAUUGCGCCACAUUUGCGUACAUCACUAUGACAUGUCUUGAGAUGGACCAUGUGAGAUGCAAGAGCGCUUCAAAACAAAAUCUAGACAAUACCAUAUACUUGCUCGAAACAUCCGUGGUCAAUCCCAUCCAAAGUGGACCUGUCCGACGGACCCUUGAAAAUGACGAUAUCUGUUUCUUUUCCAAGAUGGACAGUUUGAUAUGGGUGAAAGUGCAAAGAGAGCAGAAAUCGGGCCCAGCAAGUCUUGUGGAGCUAGCAACUGUGACAUCAAUGGCUCGCGAUAUUCGGUUGAGAUUGUACGUGAGGGAAAAAAGAAAGCAGCGGGACCGUUUGAAGGAGUGCUCUACGGACUGCGACCAAGGAGAAAUGGUUUCUGUAUUUUCACCACGAAGGGGUCAAUAG
Messenger RNA from Penicillium verhagenii, 3753 nucleotides. RefSeq lists its product as uncharacterized. The coding region runs from base 1 to 3753 and encodes 1250 amino acids. The transcript has 2 exons. Gene Ontology annotation, molecular function: catalytic activity. The record is from RefSeq and is a predicted model, not a curated record. Lineage: Eukaryota; Fungi; Ascomycota; Eurotiomycetes; Eurotiales; Aspergillaceae. Gene Ontology annotation, biological process: nucleoside metabolic process.